Molecule: messenger RNA, 1845 nt
Organism: Manduca sexta (tobacco hornworm)
Lineage: Eukaryota; Metazoa; Arthropoda; Insecta; Lepidoptera; Sphingidae
Gene: eIF4AIII
Product: eukaryotic initiation factor 4A-III
Exons: 5
Coding region: 223-1440 (405 amino acids)
Cellular component (GO): catalytic step 2 spliceosome; nucleolus
Molecular function (GO): mRNA binding; RNA helicase activity; ATP binding
Source: RefSeq, a predicted model, not a curated record
UUUCUCGCUUCAACCUAGCUAUGUGUAGGAGGAAUGAAUAGGACAAAAAACAAGUCCAAAGAGAAUUGUCAAAAUAUUGUUUCGUGUUUGCGCUUCGCGUUAAUGAUUCCAAACCGCGUUUUGAGCACACAGUUAUUAAAAAAUAAAACGUGAAGUAUUCUCAAUUCUAUUGUAAGUAUUCGUACUAAUUUUCAGCCAGGAUCUUUUAUAAGAGCAUAUAAAAUGUCUGCGUCGGAAGUGUCGUUUAACCGUAAAAUAAUAUCUGAAGAUUUGUCGAACGUAGAGUUCGAUACUAGCGAAGAUGUAGAAGUAAUCCCAACCUUUGAUUCUAUGGGACUUCGCGAUGAGUUACUUCGUGGGAUAUAUACUUACGGUUUCGAGAAGCCGUCGGCGAUUCAACAACGGAGCAUCCUGCCGAUAGUUAAAGGCAGGGAUGUAAUCGCACAAGCACAGUCUGGUACGGGUAAAACCGCCACAUUCUCGAUCUCAAUACUGCAGUCCCUGGACACGACGCUUAGAGAGACUCAGGUGCUGAUAUUGUCGCCCACUCGCGAGUUGGCCACACAGAUUCAGAAGGUCAUACUGGCGCUGGGUGACUUCAUGAAUGUACAAUGUCAUGCUUGUAUCGGUGGCACUAAUCUCGGCGAGGAUAUCAGGAAGCUGGAUUAUGGCCAGCAUGUGGUCUCUGGUACGCCUGGUAGAGUGUUUGACAUGAUAAGACGUCGAGUGUUGCGUACAAGAUCAAUAAAAAUGCUUGUGCUUGAUGAAGCUGAUGAAAUGCUGAACAAAGGUUUUAAAGAACAGAUAUAUGAUGUGUACCGUUACCUGCCACCAGCGACUCAAGUGGUACUCAUCUCUGCAACACUGCCUCACGAGAUCCUCGAGAUGACCUCAAAAUUCAUGACUGAUCCCAUUAGGAUUUUGGUAAAACGUGACGAGUUGACACUGGAAGGCAUCAAACAGUUCUUCGUAGCGGUUGAGCGUGAGGAGUGGAAGUUUGACACGCUAUGUGACCUGUACGACACCCUCACUAUUACACAAGCCGUGAUCUUCUGCAACACCAAGAGAAAGGUGGACUGGCUGACACAGAAGAUGCAGGAAGCCAACUUCACAGUCAGUUCUAUGCAUGGAGACAUGCCACAGAAAGAAAGAGAUAAUAUUAUGAAAGAGUUCCGGUCUGGACAGAGCCGAGUUCUGAUCACUACCGACGUGUGGGCCCGCGGUAUCGAUGUCCAGCAGGUCUCUCUAGUUAUCAACUACGACCUGCCCAACAACCGUGAGCUGUACAUCCACAGGAUCGGCAGGUCGGGCCGGUUCGGACGCAAGGGUGUUGCCAUCAACUUCGUCAAGUCUGAUGACAUCAGGAUCCUGAGAGAUAUCGAGCAGUACUACUCCACACAGAUUGACGAGAUGCCAAUGAAUGUUGCUGAUUUAAUAUAAUUUGUAUAUCUCUAUCACAAAUCUCGCCGCCUAGCCUGUUAUCUCUGAUAGCUCUAUCACCGAACGCCCGGAAAUUAACUAUUUCUUUGUGGUCAAUUGGUGUUGAAAGUGGAAAUUAAACCCAAUGUAAUUUAUUUAACUUUGUCAUGUGAAGUGACAAUAUUUUUUCUUUUAUUUGUCAUUGGGUUUGAGAAGCAGGCAGUUUCUUACAAUAACAAUUUAUGUUUCCCAACACCAUUUAAAACUGGCAAGAGUUGCCAAUACACAAUAAACCCUAAAUACAGGUGGAAGAAAUUAAUACUUAGCACAGCAUUUUACAAUAUUGUAAAUUUUAUUGAGCAGCAAUAUUAUAUUUAGAUGUAAUUUGUCAGUAUGUAAUGUCUUUAAUAAAAAUUAUAAAUCUCA